AUGUGGGAUUUGGACCCUGACAGUUUGCCAGGUCCAGAUGGCUAUCCUGAUUAUUUCUUCCGUUGCUGUUGGAAUAUUAUAACUGGAGAUUUUGAAAGAACUGUGCGUGAUUUCUUUACUUCUAGAUCAAUGCCACUGGGUAUGAACAACAACUUAUUAGUCUUAAUUCCCAAAAUUAAUGGGGAUAUGUCUCUUGAUAAAUUCAGGCCUCUUUGCAUGGGUAAUUUCUUCUGUAAAGUAAUAUCAAAAAUCCUUGCAACUAGAUUAUCAUUCCUCCCUAGACUAAUCUCAGAAGAACAGAGAUCUUUUCAGAAAGGGAAACUUAUUCAUAACAAUAUUGCCUUGGCAUCCAAGCUAGCGAAUAUUAUGCACUCUUCUAUAAGAGGUGGCAGGUUAGGAGCAAAAAUUGACAUUCAGAAGGCCUUCGACACAAUUUCUUGGGAUUUUAUUCUUAAAGCCCUAAAGAAAUUUGGUUUUUUUGACAUUUGGCUGAAAUGGAUUUCCCAAAUCCUCUCCACUUCCAAAAUUUCCAUUUUGCUAAAUGGAGGUCCAGUUGGUUACUUCGGAGUUGAACGGGGGUCUUUGUCAAGGUGA
Messenger RNA from Macadamia integrifolia, 594 nucleotides. RefSeq lists its product as uncharacterized. The record is from RefSeq and is a predicted model, not a curated record. NCBI's taxonomy places the organism in Eukaryota, Viridiplantae, Streptophyta, Magnoliopsida, Proteales, Proteaceae. Bases 1 to 594 code for a protein of 197 amino acids. The transcript has a single exon.